GGACUUCUGAAGAUGUCAGAGCAGCCACCCUUCCCUUUUAAGAAUUCUCCAGGAAUCCAUAAAAUAGCCGGACAAAGUCCUUUCCGCCUCCUGCUGCCCCUUCCCCGAAGAGUGGCAUUUGUGUGAUUCCUUGAGGCCUCCACACCUCAGGUCUUCCACAGAACAAGCAGCGUGAGGGAAGGCAUACAAGUUAAUGUUUUCAUCCACCCGGACAAAGGAGAAUGGGGAUCCUACACCCAAAAGAAUGAAGACUCGACAGAAUAAAGACUCUAUGUCAAUGCGGAGUGGUCGGAAGAAGGAGACUCCGGGGCCCCGAGAGGAGCUCAGGACAAGGGGCCGGGCCUCUCCGGGUGGCGUCAGCACCUCCAGCAGCGAUGGCAAAGCAGAGAAAUCCCGACAGACCACCAAGAAGGGCCGCGUGGAGGAAUCGAUGGCCCCCAAAGGAAACAAGCAGGGCCGGCCGGAGGAGAUUUCAGAGAGCGAAGGAGAGGACGCCAAUGCCCCAAAGAAAACUAAAACAGAGGAUCUGCCGCGGCCCCAGUCUCCCUCCGACGUCGACAGCCUAGACGGCCACAGCUUCAACGACGAAACGAGCAGCGACCCGCGUGACAUCGACCAGGAUAACCGGAGCACUUCUCCCAGCGUCUACAGCCCCGGCAGUGUGGAGAACGAUUCGGAUUCCUCCUCUGUGCUGUCGCAGGGGCCCUCCCGAUCUUAUCAUCACCCCCCGCUCUUUCCCCAGAGCCCCUCCCCAGCCCCCCUGACCGAGGGCCUGGCUCGUCCACCUGAACCAAACUUCAGCUUAACAGGGGAGGUUCAUCCUCCCGGCUCCUCAGGCGGCUAUCAGUCCCAACUGGAAGCCCAGGCCUCAAGGAUCUUCCAGGCCCAGGCGCCACCCGCUGCCGUCACCUCCACCAACUCUUCCUCGUCUCCUUCCUCCUCCUCUUCCUCCUCCUCCUCCUCCUCCAGCACCCAUGUUCCUCUUUAUCCGAGUGCUAACGUGGUCCAGAUGGGCCCCAAAGCUGCAAGUGCAGGAGCGGGCAUCCUGGCCCCGGCUGGGCGUGAGCCAUCCCUCAGUUCCAAGCACAACCCGCCCCCGACCACACCCAUUUCCCUCUCCUCUGUGGCAGGUGGCGUCCCUCCUCAGAAGACACCCCCAAACAACCCCCCCUCUGCGCCUCCGUCUUCCGCCGCCGCUUUUCCUCACGUCUUAGCUAACUUGCCGCCCCCGCCUGCCCUGAGGCCUCUGAACAACAUGGCUGCCGCCUCCAGCUCCCCAGGGAUGGUGGGGCAAGCGUUGAGUGGCCACCUCCCGUCGCCCCAUGGCAUGGGGCAGGAUAAGUCGCCCGCCCCUUCACGCUACCCCUAUGCUCCCCCUCCGCCGCCUCCACCCAGCUCUUCCGCCCAGUACCCCCUCCCUCCGCCGUCCCAGGCGCUGCCCAGCUACAGCUCCUCGUACGGCCACUCGUUCCCCCCGCCCAGCAGCCUCUCCCUCUCCAGCCAGCCGCCCAAAUACACCCAGCCCUCCAUGCCCUCGCAGCCUGUGUGGAGUCAGGGCCCGCCCCCGUACAGCCGCCCUCUGGGGAACGCCGGCUCCCACCCCCCUUCCGCCUUCCCCGGCCAGGCUGCCCAUCACCCGCAGCAGCAGCAGCAGCAGCCACCGCACCACCACAACCACGGCGGCAGUGCAGGGCUGUCUCCCGCAGCAGCAGCCGCCCCGUCCCAGGCCUCCGUCGGAUACCCCCAUCCACUGGAGCCCGGUCCGCAUCACCCCUCCCACGCCGCAUACGGGCUGCGUCUCUACCCGCCCCACGGCCACGGCACGUACAGUCAGGCCCCCUCUGCAUCUUCUUCUUCCUCCUCCUCCUCCUCCUCUUCUUCCUCCUCCUCUUCUUCCUCCUCCUCCUCCUCCUCCUCCUCUUCCUCCCAGGGGACGUACCCCGGAGUCUGCAGCCACCCCCAAGGGCAGAACGCUGCCACCUAUGCCUUCCCUCCGCCCCCUCCUCCGUCACCCGCACACGGGGCUGGGCCCCCCGUCACCUCCACCUCAGUCACUCUCUCCACCGUCAUAACCACCAUGGCCUCCUCCUCGGCGGCCCCCUACAAGGCAGCGUCGCCUCCGGUCGGGCCCCCGCCCGUGGCCCCCUAUGGGAAGCGGACCGCUUCGCCCGCCCCGCCUCUGCCCCCCUUGCCUCUCAGUGCGGCACAGAUCAAGCAAGAGCCUUCGGAGGACUACGAGCCCCCAGAGAGCCCGAUGCCCCCCCUCCGGAGUCCCUCACCAGCGCCCAAAGUGGUGGACGUACCAAGUCAUGCCAGCCAGUCAGCCAGGUUCAACAAACACCUGGACCGUGGCUUCAACUCCUGCUCACGGACGGACCUCUACUUCGUGCCCCUGGAUGGCUCGAAACUGGCCAAGAAGCGGGCGGACUUGGUGGAGAAGGUGCGCCGAGAGGCGGAACAGAAGGCCCGGGAAGAGAAGGAGCGCGAGAGAGAGCGCGAACGGGAGAAAGAGCGGGAGAGGGAGAAGGAAAGGGAGCUGGAAAGGAGCGUGAAAGUGGCCCAAGAGGGCCGGCCGGUGGAAUGCCCAUCCCUCGGCCCCAUCGCUCACCGCCCGUCGUUCGAACAGGGCAGCGCAGUAGCUACUGUCCCGCCCUACCUGGGUCCCGACACGCCGGCCCUCCGCACCCUCAGCGAGUACGCGCGGCCCCACGUCAUGUCUCCGAGCAACCGCAACCACCCCUUCUACGUGCCGCUGGGGGCGGUUGACCCGGGACUGCUGGGCUACAACGUGCCGGCCAUCUACAGCAGCGACCCAGCCACGCGGGAGAGAGAGCUGCGAGAGCGGGAGGCCCGCGAGCGAGACCUCAGGGACCGCGACCUACGCGAGCGCCUUAAGCCCGGCUUCGAAGUCAAGCCGGCCGAGCUGGAGCAGCUCCACGCCGUGCCCAGCGCCACCAUGGAUCCCUUCCCGCGACACGGGGGGCUGGCUCUGCAGGCGGGCCCCCCCGGCCUGCACCCCGCUUUCCCCUUCCACCCAGGGUUGGGCCACCUGGAGCGGGAGCGGCUUGCGCUGGCAGCCGGCCCGGCCCUGCGCCCCGACAUGUCUUACGCCGAGCGGUUAGCCGCCGAGAGGCAGCACGCCGAGAGGGUGGCCGCCCUGAGCAACGACCCCCUGGCCCGGCUGCAGAUGCUCAACGUGACCCCCCAUCAUCACCAGCACUCCCACAUCCACUCACACCUCCAUCUGCACCAGCAGGAUGCUAUCCACGCAGCUUCAGCCUCUGUCCACCCUCUUAUCGAUCCUCUGGCUUCUGGGUCCCAUCUCACCCGGAUCCCCUACCCGGCCGGUACCAUCCCUAACCCACUUCUCCCACACCCACUCCAUGAAAAUGAAGUCCUGCGCCACCAGCUUUUCGAUGCCGCCAGUCAGAGCAUGAUGGGACUGGAAAGGAUGCCCCCUCCCUCUCCGCCUCGAGACACACACUAUAGUCCGGAAGAAGCAGUGCAUCGUGGGACUUUUCAAGACGGCAUUGGCGCGCUCUUGCGUAACCCUUGA
Molecule: messenger RNA, 3556 nt
Organism: Gekko japonicus
Lineage: Eukaryota; Metazoa; Chordata; Lepidosauria; Squamata; Gekkonidae
Gene: ATN1
Product: atrophin 1
Cellular component (GO): nucleus
Molecular function (GO): transcription corepressor activity
Source: RefSeq, a predicted model, not a curated record